AUGAAAAAAGGGCGUAAACCAUUAGAUGAAUAGAUCAAAAUCUAAAGAAAACUGGAGCAAUUAUGGAAAGGAAACUUUUUAAAUUUAAACUUCUUAGAAGAAAUUUAACUUUUAAAUAUCAAUCUCCCAUAAUCAAAGCAAAUUUUUACUAAAGAUUUCGUAUUGCAAUAUAAAAAAUAAAAAAACUACAGAUACGUCAAAAUUGUCACAUCAAAUCUUUUGAUUGAUUGUAGAACCACAAGAGCGAGAGAAUCACAAGCCCAAAAAGAAAAUGAAGUGUUGGAAAAAUAAGUUGAUGAAAACCUAUAGCAAUAAAUAUAAGAACCUGAAGUUGAGAAUAGGCCAUAAGUCUAAAAUAUUUAACUUCUUCCUGAAAAUAAUUUUAUUGAAUAAACAAAAGAACCUUCUAUCAUUGAAAUUCUACCGGAAUAAAAAUCAAAAUCUAAAGACAAUAUUCUCAAGCCCUCGAAAUUAAAUAUUAAAUCAAAUAACUAGAGUGUGAUCGAAGUAUAACCCAAUCCUGUUACAGUAAUUAAAAAAGAAAUACUAAUUAUUGAGGAUUAAAAUUAAAUUUCCAAUUCACUUUUGGAUAGCCCUUAAUCAAAAACUUAGAAUCCUAAAUAAUAAGACAAGAUACCUAAAUAUUUAUUAUUCGAGCCAAGUCCUCCGAAUUCACCUUCCUUGAGUUUUAGCAAAUCCCUCUCAUAAAGUUUUGUCAAUCACUUAAUGGAUGAAUCCUUUUUUGGAGUUGAAUAACUGAAACUGAGUGAAAGCCUCUUUGGAAAUACUCUAAGUAUCAAAUAGGAUCCUAACCCUAAUCAGUACGACUAAACAUUCGCUAUGCUUAAGGCAAAAAUAAAUGAAAUCUAGGAAUCUUAGUUUGAACAAUUAUUAAUAGCAUAUAACCAUAAUUUUUUGCAUUUACAAAAAAUCAUUUUAAAUGAUAUUAAUCAAAUUAAAUUAUUAAUAUCAAAAUAUCAAAAGAAAAAGCCUAGGAUAAUAUGA
Paramecium octaurelia is the source of this 1005-nucleotide messenger RNA. The record is from the annotation of a GenBank genome assembly. Lineage: Eukaryota; Ciliophora; Oligohymenophorea; Peniculida; Parameciidae.